Molecule: messenger RNA, 1416 nt
Organism: Blepharisma stoltei
Lineage: Eukaryota; Ciliophora; Heterotrichea; Heterotrichida; Blepharismidae
Source: the annotation of a GenBank genome assembly
AUGAGUUUUCCAGUGAAAAGGGAGUGAUUGAUUAGCUCACAAUCAGAUGAAAUCAGGGAUCAUUAUAAAUUCACAAGCACAACACUUGGAGAAGGGUCGUAUGGGUUUGUGAAGAUUGCUACAAGAAUAACAGACAGCUCUAAAGUUGCUGUAAAAAUUAUUCCUAAAAAGAAAAUUAAAAGACCAGAAUUGCUUACACGUGAAAUUGAGAUAAUGAAGACGGUGGAUCAUCCAAAUAUAGUCAAACUAUUUGAAACAUUUGAAGAUUCCAGGUUUAUUUAUCUCCCAAUGGAACUAUGUGAAGGAGGCGAGCUCUUUGACCGAAUCAUUAAUGAAGGCCACUUUUCAGAAAAAAAGGCUUCGUUUACAUUUCUGUUUAUGCUUUCAGCUGUAGCUUAUUUGCAUAGCAGAGACAUAGUUCACAGAGAUCUUAAACCAGAAAACUUCUUGUAUGAAACGAAAGACCCAGAUUCAAAGUUAAAACUUAUAGACUUUGGGCUAUCAAAAAUGACUGGAAAAAACAAGGAUCUCACAACAAAAACUGGAACAUGCUACUAUGUGUCUCCUGAAACAUUAUCUGGGCAUUAUAAUGAAAAAUGUGACGAAUGGAGCUUAGGAGUCAUUUUAUAUAUGAUGCUUUCUGGGUAUCCUCCAUUUGAUGGAGAAAGUGAUAGUGAAGUGCUUCAUAGCGUGAGACAUAAUCAAUUGGAAUUUGACGGAGCUGUAUGGGACGAUGUUUCUCCAGCAGCAAAAGAUUUGAUAACAAAGCUACUUGAUAGAAAUAUAGAGACAAGAAUAACUGCUCAAGAAGCAUUAGGACACACUUGGCUACUACAAAAUGAAGAGUGCCCUUAUCAGCCUCUGUCACUUGACAUCCAUCAGUUAAGAAGCUACCGCAACUCAAAUAAGUUCAAAAAAACUGUUCUUAAUUAUAUUGCUACUCAAUGCUCACCAAGAGAACUAGAAGGGAUGAUUGAUGUAUUCAGGCAACUAGAUACAAACCAUGAUGGAAAAUUAACAUUAUUAGAACUGCAAAACUCGAUUCUCUCAUCUGAUGUAAGCAUACCUGAGCUUGAAGAAUUAAUUAUUUCUAUUGAUACUGAUGGGUCAGGAACUAUAGAUUUAACUGAGUUCUUAGCGGCCAUGAUGGACAAAAGGGUAUAUUUAAGCCAAGAAAAAUUAUGGAAUGCUUUUAAGAGAUUUGAUAUCAAUGGGAGUGGGAAAAUAACUGCACAUGAGCUCAGAGAAGUCAUGGAUCAAGAGCACUUAAUUCCAAACCCAGAGAUUUGGCAAGAAAUCGUACAAGAAGUGGAUGCUGAUGGAGAUGAAGAAAUCAGCUAUGAUGAUUUCGUAAAAAUGAUGGAAAGGACUUCAUCGGAAACUGCAGAAGUGGUUAGGAAAAGCUUGACUCUUUAA